CGCAAAAUUAAUACAAUAAAAACUCUCCGACGAUAAAACCUAAUUAACAAGAAGAAGAAAUCGCUUUUCUCUCUAACCGAGUCCUCUAAAAAUCCAGAAAGCAAGCAAGAAGAGAGUUUCGAUGGCUACGACGAUAAGAACCGGCGGUUACUACUCUACUCACCAAGAGUACUCUAUCGAUGUCUUCGGAAACACGUUAUCCGUCACCGUAACUUCGGAUUUCGCCAUCAUCAGCCAAUGGAUCCAUGAGGUUGAAUACAACAACUGUCGUCCGUACUAUCUACAACCUCUCGUCGUUGGAGUCGGCGUCCAGUGGACACCGCCAGUAAGUUACGACGCCAAUCCUCCACCGGAUAGGUACUACUCCGAUCAUCAUCCACCGCGUAGUUACGAUCCUAAUCCUCCACCGAAUAGGUACUACUCGGAUCAUCAUCCACCGCAUCCUCCGGCGGAUACUCUCCAGUUAUGCGUGGGUAACCAAUGUCUCAUCAUCCAGUUAUGUCACUGUGACCAAGUCCCUACCAGUCUGCGCAGUUUCUUGACCGAUCCAAAUACCACGUUCGUCGGCGUUUGGAAUAGUCAAGACGCAGGAAAGCUGGCGAGAUCUAAACAUCAGUUAGAGAUCGGGAAACUUCUAGACAUAAGGACUGAGGCUAGAUCCUGCGAUAAGCAUGAGUGA
Messenger RNA from Arabidopsis thaliana (thale cress), 679 nucleotides. Its product is annotated as Polynucleotidyl transferase, ribonuclease H-like superfamily protein. The record is from RefSeq and is marked reviewed. Lineage: Eukaryota; Viridiplantae; Streptophyta; Magnoliopsida; Brassicales; Brassicaceae. Gene Ontology annotation, molecular function: nucleic acid binding; 3'-5' exonuclease activity. Bases 122 to 679 code for a protein of 185 amino acids. The transcript is spliced from 3 exons.